UCUCAGGUCAUCUGCAGCUGCAGCAAAGGAGAAGCAGGAAAGAUGGCGAUCAUCCAUUAGACCGACCGGGCACACGCAUGAAAUACGAGGACAACUUUUUGGAAGAUCGCUUGAGGAGAAGAUUGUACCUGUGAGUUUUGUUUAAACACUAUAUUUCCAGUUUCGCCAAGAUUUUGACUGGGCUUUCAAGGUCUACGAGAACGUCGGUAUGGUAGAUCAUGGGAUAUAAUUUGGAGAGCGCCUCGUGAAUGACCUGGAAAGAGCUGAUCCCCCCGAUUCUUUUUAGUUCAGGUCCAGCCGACUUGGGAGAGAAAGCCGGGGCGAGAAUAGACGGGUGGGCGCUCCGGCUGGCACCCAUGUAGUCAAAGUCAAGUGGGUCUUCUAGCUUCCCAAUAAUAUCCUACCAACCUAUCGCUUCCUCGCUAUGUCGCCUUUCGGUUUGUUGUCAAAGUGACACAAGGAAAUGGACUCAGCGGUUAGAGGCUGGCUGCAUGUUUCAGCACCGGAGUUUCCCUGAUUUUUCCAGGGAGUGCUCCCCUCUCUGUAUUAUGGAGGUAUUGCAGUGUGAUGGCUGUGACUUCCGUGCAGAGUCGUAUGAUGACCUGAAGACCCAUAUUCAGGAAGUACACACUGCUUUCCUGCAGCCAGCAGAUGCUGAUGAGUCUGACUCUAUGAAAGAUGAGGAUGAAGAAGAGGAGGAAGAAGAAGAAUAUGAUGAUAAGGAUGACAAAGAUUACAUGCCUCCUAAAGCUGGAUUGAGCCCUAAUUCCACUGACAGUUCCAUCCAAACAUUACAAAAGCAGACAGCUGAAUCCCUCCUACCGUUUUACCAGUGCAAGUUCUGUGUCCGUUACUUCAGAUCAAAGUCCUUCUUGAAGAACCACACCAAAAAGGUGCAUGAUGUUGUAGAGGACGAUUCAGAUGCAAGUACCUCCUCACAGACAUCAAAACUUCCCAGCUAUACCAUCAUAAUGCACAAUGACCAUUCAAAAGUGUAUUCCUGCCAGUAUUGCACAUACAAAUCUCCACGCAAAGCAAAGAUAAUAAAACACCAAAUAAUGUACCAUAACAAAAUUCCUUCAGAAGACACCGGAGACCCCUCAGAAUAUGCUGAGGGUGUAGAGGAAUCUGUCUCAGCCACAGGAUUCCUCAAAGGAACAUUUGCCUGUGAAUGGUGUGACUAUCAGACAGACCAGAAGGAUAACUGGACUAAUCAUGUUGUGAAGGAACACAGUGACAAGGUGAAAAUAGUUUCUUGUGUUGAGGAGCUGGAAGGCGAAGCAAGUGGAUGCUCACCCAAACCAGAUUCUCCUGCCUCCUCCAGAAGUCCACCUAGAUCAAAAAUAUCUGUCAAUGAUGCAAGUGGAAAUGAGGAGUCCACAGAGGAAACACCAGAAAGCACUUUGGGGAAGUCAGCUGCUGGUAUCUCAUCAUUUCAAUAUGCACAGAUGAAGGCAGUAACACCUAACAGCACAGGUUCCUCCAUUUUGUCAAAGAGGUUUGCAUCAUCUGAUGCCUCCAACUCUGCCACUGAAAUAGAUGCCAGCUUGCUCAAUGAAGAAGACUCCAGGAGCAGCUUGGAAGAUGAUGAUGAAGAGCUAGGUGAUAUAGAUGAUCCCAGCUACACUGGGACCCUCUCAGCUGAUGCAAAGCAACUUUUAUCCGAUGAGGAUAACAAAUUACUGGAGACUAAAGGAAUACCGUUCAGAAAGUAUAUGAACCGCUUUCAGUGUCCGUUCUGCUCUUUCCUUACCAUGCACCGGCGUAGCAUCUCCCGCCACAUUGAAAACAUUCACCUUUCUGGUAAAACCACAGUGUAUAAAUGUGAUGAAUGCCCGUUUAUUUGCACCAGCCCUCUCAAACUAGGCACACACAAACAGAGCCACAGUUCCUCAGACUUGGAGACCAUGGACCUAACAAGUGACAGUCCAGAACCUCAGAAUGACACUGCUGAGCCAGUUAAUGGGGGUAAUGUAGGUUCCAAAGUCAAUGGAAAAAAGUCAAUCAGCCCAGUGAACGAUCAACAGAACCCUCAUCGCUGCACACUCUGCAGCUUCUCUACCACCACACUGAAAGGCCUGAGGGUUCAUCAGCAGCAUAAGCACUCCUACUGUGAUGACCUACAGCCCACUGUCUUUGAAAGCCCAUUGGCUGACCAGCCAGACUCAGAGAUGGACACUUCUCCAAUCUUUUUACAAAAAACCCAGACCUCCAUUCUUGGACUUGCCACCAAAAAACCGUUAGUGACAGGGAAAAGAGCCAGGAAAUCUAUUAAUGACUUACCUUUGGAUUUGUCCUCAGUCAAGAAGAGAACUAGAAUCGAUGAAAUUGCCAGCAACCUCCAGAGUAAGAUAAGCCAAAGCCAGCAAGACAUGAUAAUAAAUUUAGAUGAAAUGGACGAUGAAGAACUAGGAGAAAAUCACACUAGUGCUGAUAAAGAGGGCAGCAACAAUGACGGUAAAAACUGUGUCUUCUCUUAUAGCACACAGCAACUUCAUGUAAGAGAUUCAGCUAUCUCCCAUGAGGGUGGCAGAAUAGGGAAAAGGAAAAGCAAUCCUAAGUCAAAACCAAGGAACAUUCCUAUUUCACUGACUCUCUCUGACGAUAGUGAAAAUGUCUCUGCUGACACAAAUGAGCUCCAAGAACAGAGUAACCGAGACAAUAGGGACACUUUCCAGGAGAAUGCAGAGUAUUCAGAGGAACCUGGAACUGCACGCUUCUAUUGUAAACACUGUGAUUACCACAACAAGUCAGCCCGUAGUGUCAGCACCCAUUACCAGAGAAUGCACCCCUACAUAAAGUUCAGCUUUAAGUACAUCCUGGACCCUGAGGACCAGAGCGCUGUCUUCCGCUGUCUGGAGUGCUACAUUGAAUACACAAAUUACAAUGAUCUGCACCAACACUACAUGGAUCACCACCCUGAAGCGAGCAAUGUGCUCAACUUUAACCAGCCAAAUCUGGUAUACAUGUGUCGCUUCUGCUCAUACACAAGCCCCAAUGUCAGGAGCCUAAUGCCCCAUUACCAAAGAAUGCAUCCCACAGUAAAAAUCAACAAUGCCAUGAUCUUCUCCAGCUAUGUUGUGGAGCAAUCCCACAAGACUGGUGAAUCACAGACUCUGAGGGAAAUAUUGAAUGCUGGACCCAAGAAUUUCAACUCAGCCACCUCCACUCCCAGAUCUUCCUCCAGCCCAGUGCUGAAAACUGUCUCCAAGACCCCUGAACCCAGUGCUGAGACAGAGGCUCUCAAAGAAGCCAUGGGUGGUAAUGUUGUGGUCUAUGACUGUGAUGUAUGUUCCUUUGCUAGCCCCAAUAUGCACUCUGUGUUGGUCCACUACCAGAAGAAACACCCAGAGCAAAAAGCGUCUUAUUUUCGUAUACAGAAAACCAUGAAGGUCAUCUCAGUAGAUCGGCCACAGCCUCCUGCAAACUCUUCAUUUAACCUAGGCAUCACCACACCUACAAAGUCAUCAAGUGCUACCUUGUUUGGAUCUGAUGAAGAAAUCUACUACUGUAAACACUGUGUGUACAGCAACAGAUCUGUUGUUGGUGUAUUGGUCCAUUAUCAAAAGAGACACCCAGAAGUAAAGGUAACAGCAAAAUAUAUCAAACAUGGUGCUCCCACUCCUGGUUUGAUGAAAUUGAUGGAUGAAUUGCAAAUUGCAGCUCCCAAACAGUUUAUGAAGCAGUUUCACAAUAAUGGAUAUGAUGGAUCUAAUAACUCAAGUCCUAAGGCUGGAAAUGGAGACAAAGGUGAGGCUGAGAUGUUGUUCUUUUGUCAGCACUGUGAUUAUGGCAACCGUACUGUAAAAGGAGUACUUAUUCAUUAUCAGAAAAAACAUAGGGAAACCAAGGCUAAUGCCGACCUUGUACGUCGUCACACUGCAGUUGUUCGGAGUCAGCGUGAGCGUGCUCAAAUGGUUCAGUCUGGCAGUGCCUCCUCUGCUAUUACACCAGCCCCUGCAGACCCUGAGAACUCCACACCUCUCCGUUCACUGAAGUGCAGACACUGCCCCUGCACAUCCCCUUAUGUCUACGCCCUGAAGAAACAUCUGAAGAAAGAACACCCUACUGUGAAGGCCACGGCCAUGACCAUUUUACACUGGGCCUAUCAAGAUGGCAUCCUGGAGGCUGGCUACCACUGUGAGUGGUGCAUUUACUCCCACGCAGAACCCCAAGGCUUGCUGCUCCAUUACCAAAGACGUCAUCCUGAACACAAUGUCGAUUACACAUACAUGGCCAGCAAGCUAUGGGCUGGGCCAGAGACCACCCAGCAAGGGGGCAGCUUGGACACUAAGCAUUACAAAUGCAGAGACUGUGCCUUUGAGGCCUGUACAAUAUGGGAUAUCACCAGUCACUACCAAGCGGUUCACCCCUGGGCCAUCAAAGGGGAUGAAUCUGUGCUUUUGGAUAUCAUCAAAGGGAAUAAAUCACCUGAAAAGGCUCAGUCAACAGCCAAAGAACUUGCUUUCAAUUGCCAGUCUGCUGAAGAUGAUGGAGCACUUGUCAUUGCUACCCCACCUCCAGAAAGCAACCCCCAUCCUUCCCACCCUCGUCUCUCUAUCUCUAAUAAUCCUUAUCAAUGUACUGUAUGUCUGUCAGAAUACAACAGUCUACAUGGCCUUCUUACUCACUAUGGGAAGAAGCACCCAGGCAUGAAAGUAAAAGCUGCAGAUUUUGCACAGGAGGCUGACAUCAACCCCAGUUCUGUUUACAAGUGUCGACACUGUCCAUAUGUGAACUCACGCAUCCAUGGAGUCCUAACUCACUAUCAGAAACGGCACCCUUUGGUGAAAGUCACUGCAGAAGACUUUGCUGAUGAUAUAGAGCAAAUUACUGACUUAAAUGAUGUAGAUGACAAGUGCAAAACUCAAAGGCAGGGCUAUGGUGCAUACAGAUGCAAAAUGUGCCCAUACACACAUGGCACAUUGGAAAAACUCAAAAUCCAUUAUGAAAAAUAUCACAAUCAGCCAGCCUCAGAUAUGUUCACUCCUUCUCUUACAAAUUUCUCCUCUGGCAAAGAAGCAGAGCCAGUAGCUGAAUGCAGUGCCAGUAGUAUAUCAAACGCACCAGAAGUCCAAGAGGUCAGUGAAUUGGACCUUGCACUCUCCCAGUUUCCCAUCAGUAAGACAGAGAAACAUGCUGUAUUUAAGUGUCAGCUCUGCAAAUACUUUUGCUCCACAAGGAAAGGCAUUGCCCGCCACUACCGCAUCAAACACAAUAAUGUCCGUGCUCAGCCAGAAGGUAAAAACAAUGUCUUCAAAUGUGCCCUGUGUUCAUACACAAACCCUAUACGCAAAGGCCUGGCAGCACACUACCAGAAGCGCCAUGACAUCGAUGCCUAUUAUACCCAUUGUUUGGCUGCUUCCAAGACAUUGAGCGACAAGCCUACUAAAGUGAUAGCACCCCCACCAUCAGAGGGAGACUGUUCAGAAAUGAGUGAGGACCUACGUUUGGCUGUAGAGAGGCGAAAGUGUUCUCUUUGCCCCUUCCAAGCCUUCAGUAGGAAAAGCAUUGUCUCACACUACAUUAAACGCCACCCAGGUGUCUUCCCCAAGAAGCAGCAUGCUAGCAAGCUUGGUCGCUAUUUCACAGUUAUCUAUGCCAAAGAACCUGAGAAAAUCACUGUCAGUGCAACGGUAGAGGACGAUAAGGAAGUGUUGGAGGUUCAACUUGAGCCCGAGCAGGACAGAGAGGUUGAAUGGCUGCCAUUCAAGUGUCUAAAAUGCUUCCGGUUGUCCUUCAACACAGUCGAGCUGCUUUCUAUGCACUACAAUGACCACCACAGCAGUGACCUGAAGAGGGACUUUGUAGUAUCACCCAGCCCUGGGGAGGAAAGUUCAGAGUUGUACCAGUGUUCUCAUUGUGAGCUGAGGUUUCUGGCUCUCCCAGUCCUGGCCAAGCAUCUGAUGAACCACAAUGAGGAGUUCCAGAAGAGGGCCAUGAGGCAGGAGAGGAGGAGGCAGCUACUCAGCAAACAGAAGGCCACAGAACUUCCUGAGACCAAGCCUGAGAAGGAGAACCCUGUGAAUAAAGCCCCUAUAGGAUUCAGAUGUAACUUCUGUGUGGAGGUGCACCCCACCCUCCGAGCCAUCUGCAACCACCUUAGGAAGCAUGUCCAGUAUGGAGAGGUCAAAGAGGGACAUGUCAAGCAGGAAGUCAGUGAAGUCCCCCUGACCCUGCCUUCAGAGAGCAUAACUAAUGGCGAACUGGACGGGAAUGAAGCAGCUGCUGCUGAAGCCGACGGCCUGGAGACCAGCGCUACCGCGGCGAUGGGCCCGCCGCUGGUCCCCGCAGGCGCCGGUGGUGUUGCUGUUGCCAUGGAGACAAUGGAAGCGCGGACGGACGGCGGAGCGGGAAGGGCAGCGGCGCUCGUGGCUGCAGCGAGGGCCGUGGUGUCGGGGGGCCAGCUGAAGCAGCGUUUAGCGGCGGGGGGUCACCCGUGUGCCCAGUGUGACCGCGUCUUCAUGUCCAUGCAAGGUCUCAGGUCCCACGAGAGGAGCCACUUGGCUAUGGCCAUGUUCAGCAGAGAGGACAAAUACAGCUGCCAGUACUGCCAGUUCGUCUCACCCUUCAGACACAAUCUGGACAGACAUGUGCAGUCGCACCAUGGGCACCACAAGCCCUUCAAGUGCAAGCUCUGCCCCUUUAAAUCUUCCUACUUGAGUCGCCUGAAGAGCCACCUGCAUAAAGCACAUGCAGGUGAGCACACAUACAAGUGCUUGUCAUGCCCGUUCUCCUCCAUGACCAUCAGUCAGCUGAAAGAGCACUCUCUGAGAGACCACGGUGAGGCCCUGACCCUCCCCAAACUCCGGGCUGCUACCCAGGCAGCUCAUGCCUCCCUCAGGCCCUCCAGGCUGGCCGGUGACACAGAGCAGACUCCCACAGCCCCUGAUGAUCCAGCAUACCUGGAACCAGCGGAUGUUCGUCAGCAGCUUAGCCAUUACCAGCUGGCCUCCCGUAGUCAGAUGUCUUCCGGCACAACACCUGGCGGCUCAACAGUUGCUGACAGUCGGCCAGACAGUGUUCUCACGUGCGAGUUUUGUGAGUUCAGCUCUGGCUAUAUGCAGAGCCUCCGCCGGCACUACAGGGACCGCCAUGGUGGCAAGAAGCUCUUCAAGUGCAAAGAUUGUUCCUUUUUCACCUGCUACAAGAAUACCUUCACCAUGCAUGUGGAGGCAGGUCACAGCAUCAGCGUCCCCGAGGAGGGCCCUAAAGACCUGCGCUGUCCGCUCUGCCUCUACCACACCAAACACAAGAGCAAUAUGAUCGACCACAUCGUCCUGCACAGAGAGGAGCGUGUGGUCCCGCUGGAGGUUAGCCGAUCCAAGCUAUCCCGCCAUCUUCAGGGCCUGGUAUUCCGCUGCCAUAAAUGCACCUUCACAUGCUCCAGUGACCAGACCCUGCAGCAGCACCUCCAGAAGCAUGCUGAGCUCAAGCCCUAUCAGUGUCAGCUGUGCUAUUAUGACAGCAGCCGACGGAGUCAGCUAGAAGAGCAUCUCCGCCUUGAGCACAAGGUUAUCCGAAACUUUGAGCUGAUGGGCCGGGUCAACCUGGACCAGCUGGAGACGAUGAAGGAACAAGGGAGCAGCGCCGAGGAUGAAGAGGAGAGGGAAAUGAUGGAGAUGGUAGUGGAUGGAGGAGUUCCUAUCGAAGAAGAGGAUGAAGGAAUGGAAAUGAUGGAGAAUGAAGUGGAGGAACCGAAAGAGAUGGAUGAUGAAGAGAUGGAGUUCAAAGAAGAAGAGGCGGAGGAGGACGAAGAGGACGAAGCGGUGGCGGUGGAGGCAGAGAAGCCUGCCCCACAAGAAGUCCUUGCAUCUCCCAGCAGCAGCACCAAUGGGACGAGCAGCCUAGAAAAGCGUCUGCCUUGUGAGUUCUGUGGCCGCUGCUUCACCAACAGCACCGAGUGGGAGCGACAUGUCCUUCGACAUGGCAUGACAGUCAACAACAGUCGGAUGGACACCAGCACCAACCCAGAGAGGGAGGCCUCGGCUCCACCUCCCAUUGGCUCAUCGGUCUUGAUGGACACGGCGUUGGAGGUGUCUGGAAACAGUAUGGACGGAGGGUGCCCCACUGACCUGUCCCAGAGAAGUCAAACUCUUUAUGUCGAAGACAAAGAUUUGCUCGAGACCAAAAAGGAUCAACAGUUUGGUUGAAAAGAAUUGUGGCCUAUCAGGAUAUCGUGCUAGAAAAUCAUAACUUUCGGUAGGAUCAACACUGAGUUGGAUUUUAAAGUAGGAUGCUAAAGGCAAAAAAGAUGGAAACUGAAAAAAAAAAAAAAGAAUUCUCAUGAGUUGGCACAUUAUUAGAUUUUAUGUGUUACAUAUUAGAAGUAUUAGAUUGUGCUGCAUCCUACUUUUUUAAAAAAUGGCUGCGCUCUUGAAAUGGGCGGUCCCCUAGGACAGAUUUUAAUAUAUUGGUAACCAAUAGUGAACAGAACUCUUAUUGCUGACAUUCUGGUCAAAUCUACAGUGAAAGAUCCCACCUAGAUAAAACUACUAAGCUAUUUAUCCAGAUUGUUGUCCAAACAGAUUACUAAAUUUAAGCAUUUGUUUGAAGCACCUUUUACUGCCCCCCUGCACAUCCAAAUCAGGGGUACCUUAACCUAAAAGGAACUGAUGAGGAAAGUAUAUACAUCCCUGGCCCACUGUAGAGCUGCCUUUUCUUGUUUCUUACUGAAAGUUGGAUGAGAGAAGGGUUUUAGUCAUCUUAGCCUUGUGUUAACUGUGUAGAAGUAUUCCUUGAGGAAUAGUUGCACCUUAUCUAUUCUAGUUAAAUCACAAUUUUUUUUCUUCAUUUAUAGAAAUAUUGACAACCUCCCCAAUGAUUAUAGCAAAUUGCUACAUUAUAGGUCCCUUGAUAUUAUACUACGUAUAAGCCUUCAGCCUGUGGCACCCUUAGCAUUUCCACUGUACUACUUUGUUGUUGUCCAGUAGUUUAGUUGAAGUAAAAGGGAUUAUUUUAGAUCUACCUUCUCCCAUCAAGCAGUAUGCUGUUUGAGGUCCGUGGAUAAACUACAAUACAUCUGCAGUCGCUCGCAUUGUAUAGAGAAAAAUGCCAGUUUAAGGAGUAUUUCCUAAUUUCAUUGUGCCGCUUGUACUAAUGCAAAUGUAUGCUGACACGCGUGAGCCCGUUCUUCAAUGUGAGCUUGUUCAAUGCUGCCUCAACACUUUGUCUGUGUUACUGUCCCGUUGAGUGAAGACGUGCCAAUGCAGUGCGGCGCACCAAGGCGUCAGCUCGCUCUGUUGUCCAACUUGUACAGUGGAAAUUGAACAAGGAAGUCGAGCUUGCCUUCAAAGUAAAAGUUGGAAGCGUGUUGGCUGCGGCGGCCAGUUUGCGACAGAAACACAGGCUCAACAGUGUGGAGGCAGCAUCCACUGUCCAAGAGCGAGCUCACACAUGUCAGCAUACAUUUGCAUUAGUACAAGUGGGACAAUGAAAUUGGCAUUGUUCAUUAUACAACAGGACCAACUCCAGAUGAAUCAUAAUUAUACUUUAUCCACGUACCGUUUGAGUUCCAGGUAACCAAUAUCACAGCUGAGAUGGACACUCAGUUGUUCUACAUCACAUCAGAGAUGUGUUUACGGUGUCGAGUGUGCCAAUGUUUUUGGAAUCAAAUGUUAUAUCGAGGUACAAAGUCAAGGGUUACCCUGGAACACAGCUUCAGUCGCAACAGUAGUAGGUGUGAUAUCUUUUGUCAUCAUCAGCUGAAAUUUCUGAAAUUUGUUUUUCAUACAUGUGUGCUACUGGGGCUGUAAUGUGAAGAUUGCAGACUUAUUUGAAGGUUUUUAGGUCAAGUUGCCCAACUUGAAAUAAUGAAAUAUUAUCAUUCUGUGUUGAGACAACUGUCAGAGCCUGCAUUUGUGUGCUUCUUUUUAGACAAAGCUGUAUUGUUAUUGUUGUUGUUAUUGACAAAAAGGCAGAGAUUGUAUUUGCUGGAAGUUGCUGCUUGAAUGCCCCAAAGCCUUAUGAGAAAUGAAUAGCAAUUAAGUCAACCUUCAUCAUGAAUUCCAAUAAGACCAAUAAGCACCAUUUAACAGUCUGAAAUAAUGAGUGACUAAUAAGUCUGGAGCUAUCAAAUUUGCAAGGAACACAAAAAAAUGUAAUCGUGUUAUUAAUACCAAAAUAUUCAGCAAACUGGAUAUGUUUGCUGUGAUUGUUUUUCCUGAGCAUUGAACCAUUGAUGGAAAUAGGAAAUCGGGGUUGGAACCGUAGAGUUUUAGAACCAGAUUUCUGAGUUCUACGGGUGGAACCCAGGUAAUCUCCGUUUGCAGCCGUGUAUAGAAAACAAAACUACUUGUUAAGUGUUUGAACUGUGGUGUUUCAGAAAGGAUACUUUAACCCUUUUUCCUUUAGGUGUUGUUCUCAUAACAAAAAAACAAAAAAAUAAAUCAAAAGAUGAUAGAUAACCCUUAGGGGCUUUUUGAGUCCCCAGUCCAAUGUUAUUACGCUGUUGUACAAUGUCUGGUUACAAUGAAAAAUAUCUCCUUUUGUACUGUAACAGGAAUGAGCAGAUAGUAAGCAGUGUGGUUGUACAAUAAUAAAAUGCGUGAAGGCAAUGCAGUUCCAUACUGAAUAAUGGUCAGGGCUUUUAUUGUGAAAAGAGAACAGAAACUUGGCAAGAAAGCGACAAGAAAAAUGGUUCCUUUGGGAACUUCUACAUAACUUGUUAGGUCCCUCUCUGGGGUUCGCCACCAUCUGGCUUACCAGUCAACAAACAAACUCACAUUUAAGGGAUUUGGCUCACUUGAGCACGAUCCAAAGUAUUUAAGCCCAGUAUGUCAUAUUCAUGAAGUUCUUCUGCCAUGACCAGCCACACAGCGAAGGCAGCAGCUCUGUCUCUGGUGAGCCUCGGCUAACAAGUUAAACCAGCUCCAGGUGCGUGGCCUCAGGUUGGACCUGCCUGUAGUGCUCCCAGUGUGCAGCAGGUGGGAAUGUAGCAGCCCUCCACCACAGUAACCCUCAGUCCUUUACAGUACCUAAAGAAAAAAAAGAGAAAAGAAAAACAGGAGAGUUGGUGCUGAAUCUCAAAGCCCUUUGUCUCACAGGACUAGCCUGUUGCUUUUUUGAAAGUAAACCUGUUAGAAAACUGUUAUUGUGCAAAUAAGCUUUGCAGGGGCAUCUUGUUCCUCAGAACUCAAAACCAGGGGAUAAAUUGGGACAUUCCGGGUAAUGAAGCUGUCCACCUAAAAUUGGUUGUUGUUCUUUGAUUAUUUUAAUAGAAAAUCACUGCUAAUCCCUCACUGUGUGCAGUCUCUCUGGACUGUAUUACUCUCACCUCCCCAUUUACCCCAAGUUUAGCCCCUGCCGACAACACACUGGAUACUUGUAUAUAUGUUUAGUUUGUUUCCAUUUGCAUUUCUCUUUUCUCUUCAGAAUGUUCUGUCCAUAGUUUGACACUAGACUCUCUCCUUCUUGCCUUUCUUCCCAUAUAAAUCCUGAUGGUGGGUUGUGAUGUUGCCUAGAAUGAUUGUUUACAAUUUUAUUCCAUUUAUCUCUGGAUAUUCUGUAAAUAUUGUAAUUCAUUGUCUUUUUUAACUUGAUAAUAAAGUUAUCAGAUAACAGUUAA
Messenger RNA from Myripristis murdjan (pinecone soldierfish), 11566 nucleotides. It is a transcript of the gene znf462, whose product is annotated as zinc finger protein 462. Gene Ontology annotation, cellular component: nucleus. The transcript is spliced from 13 exons. Gene Ontology annotation, biological process: positive regulation of transcription by RNA polymerase II. The record is from RefSeq and is a predicted model, not a curated record. The coding region runs from base 492 to 8153 and encodes 2553 amino acids. NCBI's taxonomy places the organism in Eukaryota, Metazoa, Chordata, Actinopteri, Holocentriformes, Holocentridae.